Lodderomyces elongisporus is the source of this 3429-nucleotide messenger RNA. It is a transcript of the gene TRK1, whose product is annotated as Trk1p. NCBI's taxonomy places the organism in Eukaryota, Fungi, Ascomycota, Pichiomycetes, Serinales, Debaryomycetaceae. Gene Ontology annotation, biological process: potassium ion import across plasma membrane; intracellular potassium ion homeostasis. Gene Ontology annotation, cellular component: plasma membrane. Bases 1 to 3429 code for a protein of 1142 amino acids. The transcript has a single exon. Gene Ontology annotation, molecular function: high-affinity potassium ion transmembrane transporter activity. The record is from RefSeq and is a predicted model, not a curated record.
AUGAACUCUUUCAGCAGACUACGAAAGCGCUUUAAAGAACGACGUUUCCAUUUCGAAUUUGGUUUACAUUUCAGAAACUUUAUCCAUCGAGUAGUGUCUGCUGUAUAUCCAUAUGCAAAAAAAGUCCUACCCAACUUCCGUGCAGUCCAUUAUUUUUAUAUUUUGUCAUGUGCCAUUAUAGGAUCCAUCCUUGUUUACCCAGUAAAAACAGCCCGUUAUAUUGAUAUCUUGUUUUUAACGAGUGGUGCUUCAACACAAGCCGGUUUGAACACGGUGAAUCUUGUGGACCUUUCACUAUAUCAACAAAUUGUACUAUUCUUGUUGGCUUCACUCACCACCCCCAUUUUCAUUCAUGGUUCUUUGCUUUUCGUGAGAUUGUACUAUUUUGAGCGUCAUUUUGAUAAUAUCAAAGAGAAAUCCAAGUUGGAUUUCAAGAUGCGAAGGUCCGCCACAUUGGCAAGAACACGAUCCGGGACUUCCAUGGAUUCAACACGUGUAAACACAAACAACAACAAGGGGUUGGGAAUCUACGAUCAUGAAAAAGAAGCAGAUACUUCAGGCUCACCGCAGUCUUCAACCCUGACUAAUAAGCACGCAGGCAGUGCUGAUACCAAUAAUGACGUUGAGCAUAUGACGGAGCCUUCAGACGAUGAGAAAGAUGUAAACGAACGAUUGAAUCACAGAAGAGACGCAGACGAAGAGGAGGAUGUUGAAACUUAUUCUGCUGGACAGUAUAAUAGCCAUAACAACAAUAACAAGAGCAACAACAAUAAGAACGAUAAGAACGAUACUAUCAACAAUAUCAAUAGUAGUAGCAGCAAGACCCAAGGAAUCAAAUUUGGUGCUUUGCCUCACCCGCCAAAAAGAAAGAAAUCAAUAGACCCAGAGGAUAUGUUGAGAUCCAUCAAUAUGUUGCAGGAGAAACAAAAACAGAAGCAAAAGCAAAACCCACACAGUAUUCAAUUUGUAAACGUUAGCUCGCCGAGUCGCGAGAGAAGAGAACAAGCAGAUCAUUCGAAUUACAAUAAUGAUCAUCAUCAUCAUCAUCAUCAUCAUCAAAUGCACAAUAGACUGAUGGACCAUGAGAUUAGUUCAAAACAUGGAGAGUUUAGCCACGAUGACGUUAAUAAUGAUGAUAGCAACAACAACAACAACAACAACAAUGACAAUAAUGACAGUCGUAUUCACCAUGAUGAUGAUGAUGACGAUGACGAUGACGAUGAUGUGCUCAUCAUCAAACCACCAAAUGAGGUUGAACAUUUUGGUAGCCACAAUUCAAUUUUUACUAAAAAGCACAAUCACUCUACUCUUCAUUUUAAAGAACCCAUUAUGAAGAAAAAGUGGUUACAAGGCGGAGUUAAUGCUAGAAAACAUUAUCGUCCAUGGACAAGCAAAUUGAGGAAAACAUUUUCAAAUAGGCGGUUUUCGACUGCCUCGAGUGACAUUGAAGAUGACGAUGCUUCCAUCGAUUCCGAACAUGAUAUGUCGCAUAGAUCAGAAGACGAUGGGGAUGGUGGCGAUCAAGAUGAAGAUGAAGAAGACGAGGCUGAAGAUGCUGACGAUGAGAAUGACGAUGAUGACGAUGGAUUAUCUGACGCACAUUACGAAGAUGAAAAUGCUAUAACUGAAGACGAUGAUGAUGAAGAAGAAGAAGAAGAUGAUGAUGAUGAAGACAGACGCAGAACAGGUAGCUCGAGGCAUAAGGUAAGAUCCACUAGCAGAACAAUACAUCCAACGCAGAGUAUCGGUCUGAAUGAUGUAGAACUAGGCAACAUCAAGUACUUGAAUGCAAAGCCAGCAAGAAAAUCCGGUAAGACAAAAACCCCUGCUAGAAGAAGGAGAAAACGAAGAUUUGAUGUGAAAAAAAUCAAAACGCCCAGUUUGUACCCAUCAUUGUCGAACCAUAGUGGAGCAAUAAGACCGACAAAUACUAGCGAGUCGACACAUUCCAAUGGACUUUCACGUACAAUGAGUGGGAAUUAUCUAUCUUGGACACCAACCGUUGGGCGAAACUCCACUUUUAUUAAAUUGACAGAGGAACAAAAGGACGAACUAGGAGGUAUUGAAUACAGAGCAGUGAAAUUAUUAAUCAAAAUUAUUGUCAUCUACUAUCUCGGUUUUCAUAUUGUUCCUGGAAUCAUGUUUAUAAUCUGGGUUUAUUGUAUGCCAAACUACAAAAAGAUGUUAGAUGGUCUUUCCAUUGUCCCCGCUUGGUGGGCAUUUUUCACCAUGAGUUCCUCAUUUAACGAUUUGGGGUUCACGUUGACUCCUGACUCGAUGCUGUCCUUUAACCAAAAUGCCUUUGUACAAGUGGUGAGCUCUUUUUUGAUUGUUAUUGGAAAUACCGGGUUCCCUGUAUUUUUGCGGUUUAUUAUAUGGGUGUUGUUCAAGACGGCAAGGCCAUUGUCUCUUUACAAAGAAUCAUUGGGCUUUUUAUUGGACCAUCCUCGUCGUUGUUUUACUUUAUUAUUUCCACUGUUGCCUACAUGGUGGUUGUUCUUUAUCUUGGUUGUCUUGAAUGGUUUUGAUUUGGUGAUUUUCUGUAUUUUGGACUUGAGAAAUGCAAUUUUUGAUGGUAUACCAAUGGGCUACAGAGUGCUUAAUGGUUUGUUCCAGGCUUUUUGUACACGAACAUCAGGGUUGUCAAUUAUGGAUUUGUCUCAACUUCACGCGGCAACAUUGGUGAGUUAUAUGAUCAUGAUGUAUAUCUCGGUGCUUCCCAUUGCCAUCUCUGUGAGAAGAACCAAUGUUUACGAAGAGCAAAGUUUGGGUGUGUAUGCACCAGACGAAGGAACUAAAGAAGCUGAUGAAAAAGUUCCUGCAAAUUAUGUCGGUGCACACUUGCGGAAUCAACUUUCCUACGAUCUAUGGUAUGUUUUCCUUGGUUUGUUCAUUAUUUGCAUUGCUGAGGGACAUAGAAUUCAAAAACAGGAUAUCCGUUUUCUGGUUUUCCCAAUUUUGUUCGAAAUUGUUAGUGCAUACGGUACUGUUGGUAUGUCGCUUGGAUACCCCGACUCCAGUACUUCGUUGAGCGGACAGUUUAACGUUAUAUCAAAGCUUGUCAUUAUCGCAAUGAUGAUUCGUGGAAGACAUAGAGGCUUGCCAUAUGCAAUUGACAGAGCUAUAAUGUUACCAGAUGCCGAUAUGAGAAGACACGAUAGAAUGCAAGAGAAUCAUGCUUUGAAAAGGCAUCAAACUAUGGAAAGAACCGGUACUUUGGGCCGCGUUGCUACAAUGACUGGUAACCCCAUGGACGGAGGCCAUAAUCUAUUAACUCGUGUUUUAACUAAUGUCAAUGACUUUAUAGAUGCCAGAAGGAGAAAUAGUGCAGCUCAGUCAAAUUUCGACGAACCAAGCGAUAGUUCUGAAGAAAACUCUAUCCAUGCUGUUGAUCCACAUUAUCACGUCACAACUGUCGACCAUGUAUAG